This is a messenger RNA of Auxenochlorella protothecoides, 1221 nucleotides long. RefSeq names its product Serine/threonine-protein kinase ark1. NCBI's taxonomy places the organism in Eukaryota, Viridiplantae, Chlorophyta, Trebouxiophyceae, Chlorellales, Chlorellaceae. Gene Ontology annotation, molecular function: protein kinase activity; ATP binding. Gene Ontology annotation, biological process: mitotic spindle organization; regulation of cytokinesis; protein phosphorylation. The transcript has 7 exons. The coding region runs from base 1 to 1221 and encodes 406 amino acids. The record is from RefSeq and is a predicted model, not a curated record. Gene Ontology annotation, cellular component: chromosome passenger complex; spindle pole centrosome; spindle midzone.
AUGAAGCUCGCAGAGACUCCAUGGUGUCCGCCGGGCCUCCGGCGCUCCAACUGGGCCAUCUCCAACUUCAAAGUGGACAAGUUGCUCGGCGAGGGCAGCCUGUCCACCGUCAUCUCUGCGACGUGCCGCACCAGCAACCAGCGUGUGGCAAUCAAGACGUACCACAAGGACAGGCUCAUCGGCGUGUUUGGACGACAGGUGGCGAGGGAGAUCAGCAUACACGCUGCCCUCAACCACCCUUCCAUCGUCCCCCUGUACGCUACGUUUGAGGACGCUGAUGGCAUCUACCUGGUCCAAGAGCUGGCCGCGCAAGGUGACCUGUAUGGGGAACUGGCAGCCCGAGGGGGCUUCAUGCAUGAGAAGGAAGUCGUGCAGCAGGUCCUUGUGCCUUUGCUCAACGCGCUGCAGUACCUUCACGAGAAGGGGGUGAUGCAUCGGGACAUCAAGCCAGAGAACAUCCUGAUAGUGAAGCUCACGGUGUCCAGCACACCAGUCAUGCCUACAGGGGCCAACUACACCCUGGCGGUGGACUGCUGGUGCGUCGGAGUUCUGGCGUAUGAGCUGCUGAUUGGCGGCCCGCCCUUUGAAGCGCCGUCAAAGGAGGCAACCUACACGCGGAUCCAGAAGGCGGAGCCCUUCCUCCCCCGUCACCUGUCCCACGCCGCCAAGGCCUUCCUCGGCGCCGCCCUCCAGCGUGAACCCAGCCAGCGCCCCAGCCCGAGCGCCAUGCUGCGAGACCCCUGGAUCACAGGCCUGCAGGAGGGGCACCUGGCUCGUGCCGGGGCCGCGACGCCAGCCCCUGCCCCAGCGCAAGACCAAUCAAGGUCACAACCAGACGACGGAGCGGUCGCAGCGGCCUCGCCCACGCCGCCAAGCUCCGAGGCGCCGAGCACAGCCGCGCCGGCAUGCGUUCCCCUGGAGGGCAGGGAGGACGGGGCCGACCUCAUCCCUGCCGCUCGGCGGCCCGGUGGCGCCACAGUCAUCCUGGCUCCUGCGGGCACCAAGGUGCGGGCUGGGAUUGCUGCGGAGGGGCCGGGCAAGCCGCUGCAGGCCCUGCGGAAGAAGCUGUCUGGUUGCUGCAAGGCUGGGAGGGAGGUCCGGGCGGAGCCAAGGUCCAGCAUCGCCAUGGUGAACACCGCCAGCGGCACAGCUACAAAGCAAAGCUUCCUGAUGGCAUUCGGCAAGAAGCUGAACAUGGGCAUCAGCAGGAAAACUGGGUGA